This is a messenger RNA of Pocillopora meandrina, 3455 nucleotides long. The record is from the annotation of a GenBank genome assembly. Lineage: Eukaryota; Metazoa; Cnidaria; Anthozoa; Scleractinia; Pocilloporidae.
CCGCGUUUCAACAGCGGCAAUAUAUAAUCAAAACAACAUUUCUUUGUUUACUUUAUUCCUGCUCCUGAAAUAUAUGAUCGAUGAUGCCAGCCCGGGUCACUUCUUUUCUUCUCCGUCACUUAUGACCUCGUGCUGGAUGCGAAUUUCAUUUGGUCAGCAACCAAGAGAACUCACAACGUUUUGUUUCGAACCAGUUUACGCGGGUUCUAAAAAUACACUCGUCACGUGUACAUACAAAAGGAAACACAGUAUAAAGCUGUCGAGUCGACGAAAUUUCCUUCAUUGAAACACACCACCGAAGAAUUUUGUUAGAACAGAAAGCACCAUGACACAUUGUAUGAUUUGCUUUGCAGAAACGCCUGACAGAAUCUCGCGGACAUUAUGUUGCUUGGGAGUUAUAUGUUUGUCUUGUUUGGAGGCACACAUUGUGUCGAAGAUAAACGAAGCUAUCGUGGCCAUAAUAUGUCCUCUGGGCAAUUGUGACAGUUUAGUAAGCGAGGAGGAGAUAAGACAGCUUGUUCCUGUUGAAGUGUUCGAAAAAUACGAACGUUUCAAAGUGGAGGUAGAACAAAACCCAGGGAUCAAGAUAUGCCCAGGAUGUUCGCGUAUUUAUCAACACCCAGACUUGGAGAAAGUGGAACGCGAAAAAGUCUCCCGUCCGGAAGUUAUGAAAGUAACAUGUUCAAAAUGUCGCCUGGUUUGGUGUUUUGCUUGCCAAGCUCCCUGGCAUCACGGCUUGACGUGUAAUGAAUUCUGUAAAGGGGAUAAAUCUUUGAAAAUAUGGGCAAAAAAUCGGGGACAGCCUGCUCGAAACGCCUGUCGUUGUCCGAAAUGUCAUGUCUUCAUUCAGAAGUCCAGCGGCUGCGACCACAUGUGCUGUAGCAGGUGAGAAUCAUAAAUUGGUAGCGCAUACUGUUAAACUGUUUUUUCGUGGAACCAUCUAAUGAAAAUUUCUAUGUUAUGAUUUUAAUGUGAAAAACACAUAGGUUGCUACUUCCGUCUCUGUGAGGUUCCCAGUGUUAUCUUCUGAAUUUGAUCGGAUUUAAACAUUAGUUAGCCUAUCGAGGUUUUUGUUUUGAUCGACGAAACAAAGAAAAGUUUAUCUUUGUACAUGUGCGUUGAGUGAUGUCUUUGAAAAAACUUCGGACGCCAACUUUUAAGUCAUUCAAUGAUCGUUUAGCAUAAGAAACAGGUUUAACACGUUUUGGUAGAUUUUUCCAUUGAUAUUUUUCACUGGCAAGCGUUGAGUAAACACAGCUGUGCUCCCUUAAAUUAUUUGGGAGGGAGGGAAGGGUCAUGAUUUGACCUUCUUUGUAACAGGGGCUGGUAAAAUAGUUUUUGUAUCAUUCUUAGCAUCAGUCUAGUCCAGUUGUGAUGUAAUAAAUGAUUUGAAAAUUUGAUUAUUGAAAAUUCUUAUUAGCUUUUUCCAUUUCUUAAAAAAAAUUUGCUUUGAGUUUACCUCACACCCUCUCAACAUGGUACCCAAUGUCAUAACCAAUUUUUCUUUCUUUUGUCAGAUGUAACACUGAAUUCUGUUACCGUUGUGGCGGGAAGUACCAUGAUCUUAAAUUCUUAGGCAACCACUAUGAUCGUUUCAGUAUCCUGGGCUGCAAAUACAACUACAAGCCAAAUCAACCUGCACAGAGGAUAGCAGUGCGUGGAGCACUCUUCAGUGGUAAAGUUGUAUUGGCACCUGUAGUUGCAAGUUUGGCUGUCAGUGCUGGUUGUGUUGUACUUGGUGCAGGGUUGGUUGCUGCACCGUUUUAUGCCCCAUAUGUGCUGAUAAAGAGACAAAGAGCAAAACACAAGCAGAAAAAAUUGAGAAACAGAAAAACAAUGGAAAAUUCUAGUCUUUAGGCCUAAUGAGUUUUACAUGCAUUACCAGGAGACUUGGGUUUGGUUUUUAUUUUGUCAAACUAGUACACAUUUGGACCUUGUUUCAUGCUACUUUUCAAAUGGAAAUCAAAAAGGAACAUCAGAGUGAUAAUCAUCUGUCCUUUUUAAGGCCAACUAUAAUGUAAGGCCAGACCAUGGGGGAACAGCUGCAUGACUAUUUUUUUAAAAUCAGUGGGUUGCUUCUGCUUUUGAGAACCAAUGUAAAGCAUGGUGAUAUUGGGCUUCCAAUCAUCCAGUUACCAUGAUCUGCUUCUGUCACAAGAUAAAUUAUGCCUUCCCUUGGAGACAUACAUAACAAAGAAAAAUGCUGUCAUGUCUUUAGAGCUUCUAAAAUCAUUCUGCAUGCCUUAGGGACAGUUAAUCAUGUCAAAUGAGACAGCUGCAUCUGAUUUUUCUUUUUAAGCAAGUAGUGCAAGCAACGAAAGUCGGCAACACUCAGUUAAAAUCUUUGACCACUUGAGUAUUCCCCCCCCUUUUUUUGAGGCCUUCUUCCCCAUAUACUUCUAGGAUCUUCCUCUUCUUAUCCCUAGGAAAUUUUACACUUACCCCAGGGGUUCACGUUCCCUUCACUGGUUACAAUGAAAGUUCUCAAGUUUAAAAGCUGUCAUUGCACAAUGUAUUAUAGUUCAGAUUUUUCUUUCUGUUGUUCAAACUCAUUUGAAAAUAAUUUUUUUUAAUCAGUAUUGCUUUUCAAUUGUAAUAUCAGAGUGUUCUUAAAUAUGGCCAAAAUAUUCAGAAAUAAUAAGACACUACCAUAAGAACUUUUUCACCUUGUUGGAGGUAAUUGGGCAAUGUAAGUUGAUGUUUGGUUAAGGGCUUGUGGUGGCCAAAUUGUGGCAAAAUCCACAAAUGAAAAAUUGACAGGGCAACUGUAUUGAGGAGAAGCCUUGUUAAGUUAGAUAUCUAAUUGUUGUUUUUGACACAAAUUUUCAUUCUUGAACUUUUGCUCCAAUUUGGCUACCAUACUUGUGAAAAAUAGUAGAAUCUUAUUAAGCAUUUUUUUUCACUCUGUCUGAUUGCCAAUUUUAAAAUGUAAUAAGGCGAAAACUUAUAAGUCAGUGAACAUCUGCCAAAAACCAAAUUCAGCAUGAGUGUGUAAAAUGUCAGGAAAGUGUUGAGCAUGAAAAUCUUGUUACUGAGACAAAAUUAUCACUCUAUUUUUCCCUGCCUGUGUUACAGUUCAAAGACUUCAGUAAAAUCAAUUGUAACCGGAAGAUAUAACCAUGGUUGCAGCCAAUUUAAUUAUUUGGAAAUUUUUAUACAACUGUUAUCAUAAUUUUAACCCUUGGUCACUAAAAUUGUCAUAAAUUGUAGAGAAAAUAGUUGGGUUAAGGGAAAAAAACUGAAAAGUGUGUUGGAAUGAAUACAUCUUCAAACUAUAUACUAGUUAAAUAUUUUGGGCUAACUUGAGGUCUUCAUUUGGUGAAUGGUGGUAUGAAAAAAGCAGAUGAAUUUAGAAAGGAAAAGGGAAGGAUUACUUUUUUUCUCCUUUGUAAAUGGUGAUUAUUUAAGCUGUAUUUAAUUGAAUUCUAAAAUUAAAAAGCUCACAUAGUAAGGCA